Molecule: messenger RNA, 501 nt
Organism: Asparagus officinalis (garden asparagus)
Lineage: Eukaryota; Viridiplantae; Streptophyta; Magnoliopsida; Asparagales; Asparagaceae
Product: F-box protein At1g67340-like
Exons: 5
Coding region: 1-501 (166 amino acids)
Molecular function (GO): protein binding
Source: RefSeq, a predicted model, not a curated record
AUGAGGGUAGCAAUAAUGCUUCGUUUCACCUCUCCUCCACCCCCCCUCCUCUCUACCCCCGAGCUAUGCGAACCGCAGAACCCGACCCGGAAUCGGGAGCCUCACCCCAAAAGGCAGAAAUUCGUCGGCAAAGAUCCGCCGUCGAACCUCGAUCUCUUCGACGCGUUGCCCGACGACCUGAUCGUCUCCGUCCUCUCCCGUCUCAGCUCCUCCGCCGGCUCCCCUUCCGAUCUCGUCAGCGCACUUGUCACAUGCAAGAGACUGAACGCGUUAGGUUCGAAUGCUUCGGUUCUCUCGAAAGCGUCGAGGGAAUGUUUGGUGAUGAGGGCGAAGAACUGGUCGGAGUCCGGCGACCGCUUCUUGAAGCGGUGCUCCGACUCCGGGAAUCUCGAGGCCUCGUUUACUCUCGGCAUGAUCAGGUUCUACUGCUCGGAAAUGAGACUGAGCGGUCUCUCGCUAAUGGCACGUGCCGCCCUCGGAAAGCUUGGAAGUGGAUGCUAA